This is a messenger RNA of Amoebophrya sp. A25, 251 nucleotides long. NCBI's taxonomy places the organism in Eukaryota, Dinophyceae, Syndiniales, Amoebophryaceae. The record is from the annotation of a GenBank genome assembly.
CACCGAGAGCAAUGGCAGAAGCAGAGGUGAACAACAUGCAUCUGAAGGCAGAACUUAUUGCAAUGCAGAGACAUCCCCUGCUCCGUCAUCUGUUUUUGUCGACACUUGUGAAGCUCGCAUGCUACAUUCGAAGGUGCCGUAGCUCUUGGAAGUCCUAUCUUGAAAAAUCUGAAGAGUGGAGAAACCAACGAAAAGACGAGGAACAAGAGACAAGUGCGCUUCGUUUUUGGGAUCUAGAAGCGGCCAGGAAG